Molecule: messenger RNA, 492 nt
Organism: Penicillium lagena
Lineage: Eukaryota; Fungi; Ascomycota; Eurotiomycetes; Eurotiales; Aspergillaceae
Product: EXPERA domain-containing protein
Exons: 4
Coding region: 1-492 (163 amino acids)
Cellular component (GO): endoplasmic reticulum
Source: RefSeq, a predicted model, not a curated record
AUGACCAUCCUCCACCGCAAGGCCGACCUGGCCUACCUGAUCUUCUUCGUCAUCCAUGUCCCCAUCAUCUUCUUGGUCGACACCGUGCCGCUGCAGCCCGCGUUCAUGCGGACGGGCAUCUCGCUGCAGCUGCGCGAGUUCUACAUCUCCAGCUACCGGGACAAGCUCUUCGAGGAACCGACGCCCUCAUGGUUCACCGUCUUCAUCUGGAUGGAGCUGCUCUAUCAUGUUCCCCUGAGUCUGUGGUCCAUCCGCGGACUCCUGCACAACCAUCCUAUGGUGCCCGUGCAUCUGCUGGUCUUUGGUGUCCAGGCCUUCGUCACCUCCCUGACCUGUUUGGCCGACGUGUGGACCUGGCCGGACCGGUCCGUGGCGGAAAAGCAGCAGAUCACCACGCUAUACGGCCCCUACGUGGCGCUGGGUGCGAUCAUGGCCCUGGAUAUGGGCAUCCGGUUACGGAGGCAGCUCAUGCCCAAGGUCAAAGACGAAUAA